UGAGAAUAUAAAUAGCGCAGAUUUAGAUCCAAUGCUUAGGCAAAGGGAAAGGAAAAGCUGCGUAUGCCCAAAUCUCUCUUCUUCAAAGAAACCUCUUUAACAUCACUUCUACUCCUACUUUAACUUCUACUUCUUGAACUUCAGGUACUUUCUUUUACUUUCUCUCACCGUCAACUUCACUUUCCUUCUUUCAAACUACUGGAUUUCCUUUCCCUUUGCUUAAAAUAUAAAAAACUCAUCAUCCUAGUGUAGUUUCCUAUCUGGGUUUGUGUUUUCUCACUUUAUUACUGACACGGCAUUUUCAUUUGGAGUAUAUUAUAGGAGGUGAUUUAGCAGGAUUACACAAUGAUCAAGCGGUCACCAAGUAGAAACCAAAGAUCUAAAGGAGUGAGGGUAAAACAUGUUUUGCAGAUUUUUCUGCUACUUGGUGUUUGUUUUUGGUUAAUCUACCAAGUAAAGCAUUCUCAUGAUAAGAAGAGGGAAUUUGAUGAGAAAGGCUCAAAAGUCUCGGUUAAAGCACAAAGUGAUGACGAGAUCCUGAAACUGGGGAGGAAGGACCUUCCUAAAUUACCGGAAGUUGGUAAGAAUGAGAAGCACGAGGAAGAAGAGGAAGAUGCUGUGGAGGAGGAAGAAAAUAAGCCUGAAGAGGAACAAAAAGAAAUAAGAAUGCAUGUAGACGAGGAUCAAGAAGAAGCAAAGCAUGAAGAAGAUGAGCAGGAAGAUGAAGAGAACAAGCACCAAGAUGAUGGGGAAGGAGCAAACAAGCAAGAAGAGGAACUAGAAGAGGAAACUAAGAAUGAAGAGACAGAAGAAGAUAGACGGGGAGGUGAAGAUGAGGAGAUGGAUGAACAAGAUCAAGAAAGAACAGAAGUUGAUGGUGAUCGUGAGGACGAAUUUUUAGAUGAAGAGAAAGAGAGAGAAGGAGAUGGUGAUGAUAAAGAGAAUGAAGAAGAGGUUGAUGGUAAAGAGAAUGAAGAUGAGGGUGAUGAUAAAGAGAGUGAAGAGAAAGACAGUCAAGUAGAAAAUGAGAAUUCAUCUGAUGAUCAUGAUAAUGAGGGUGAUACGAAUUCUCACGUGGCAAGAGAAGAACAUUAUAAGGCAGACGAUGCUUCUAGUGCUGUUUCCCAUGAUAACCAAAUUACAAUAACAGAGACUGAUAAGGCAAGUUUGGAAAAUUCAAAUGAGAAUAGAAAUAUUUUAGAAGAGGGGGAUAAAUCGAAUAAUAAUGAGAAAAGUAAUGAGGUUCAAAACAGUACAGAGUUAAAGUCAGGAGAAGGUGAAGUGGCUGGAAGUGGUAGUCUAUUGAAUGCAACUACUACUGAAGAAGAGGUUCAUGGCACUAGAUUAAACGACCCAGAAAAUAGCUUGGUUCUAAAUGCAAGAACUAAUUUGACUGAAACAGGUACAGAAACAAGCAACAAUUCAACUGGAUCAAGUACCCAAAUUACUGUUCUUUCUCUGCAGAGUGAAAUAAAGACUACAUUGGUUUCAAAUCAAACUCAAGAUGCAGCAGUGGAUGGUGCAACUAACUUAGAAGCCCAUGACCUUCAAACCACUGUAUCAGAACACGCCGAGAACUCUAACACAGUUUCUGACGGCAAUCAAUCAAACUCUACUGAAACCAGGAAUGCAAAUGUAGCCUUGGAAGAUACCUUCAAUAAUUCAAACCCUGCUCUAUCAGAAAAAACCAUGGGCACAAAUACGACAGUUGUUGGAGAGGUCAGCUCUGGGUCUUUAGCAACAAAGGAGAUGACCAAUGCUGCUCAGAAUGAAACAAUAAAUAGUGGUGGUGAAUCCGGUGGAACAAAUGAAACCUCACACUCUUCCUCAAUGAACAGGACUGGGGACAAUGAAACUAAUGAAAGCACAAAUGGAAUGCGGGAUGCGCAUAGGGACAGUAGAUCAAGUGAAACAAAUGGUAGCACAAUUGAGACUGUAGAUGCGGCUAAGGAAGACCCCAUUGAUUCUUCAGAUUUCUCAAUUAUCCCUGACGAGAAAGAAUCUCAUAUGGAUCUGGAAACUUUGCCUGACAUCAGAGCAAAUGUGGAUCACAAUGAAGAAGCAGCGGCAGAAUAGAAAUUCUGGUGAAACCUUUUGGCUUUCUGUUGUUGCUCCUAAGUUUUAGUUGUAAUUUUCUUGCUUGGUUUCAAUACAGAAAAAGGUAACGUUUUCAGAGUGCUUCUGCUUUCUGAAUUGAUCCAUGUUAGAGAAUACAGUGCCAACUUUGCAGGCAAAAUGUAGGCAGGUUUAUUGUGGCAAGUUUUUAACUGUAUAAUUUAUGUCAACCUUUCUAUGAUACUCUUGUAUAGUUUUUUAUUCCA
Mangifera indica (mango) is the source of this 2321-nucleotide messenger RNA. Its product is annotated as myb-like protein X. The transcript has 2 exons. NCBI's taxonomy places the organism in Eukaryota, Viridiplantae, Streptophyta, Magnoliopsida, Sapindales, Anacardiaceae. Bases 346 to 2076 code for a protein of 576 amino acids. The record is from RefSeq and is a predicted model, not a curated record.